AUGGCCGCCGCACCUCAAUCGUUCUACGAGCUUUAUCGCCGUAGCAGCAUCGGCCUUGCGCUGACAGAUAUGCUGGACGAUCUCAUCAGCGAGGAGCGUAUUCACCCUCAGUUGGCGAUGAAGAUCCUGGCCAACUUCGACCAGGCCAUCACAGAGGCUUUGCAAAAGAGCGUCAAGGCUCGCUUGACUUUCAAGGGAAGCCUGAGCACCUACCGAUUCUGCGACGAAGUCUGGACGUUUCUUAUCAAGAACGUUCAAUUCAAGCUGGAUAAUGGCGGGCAGAUCGUGACCGCCGACAAGGUCAAGAUCGUCAGCUGCAACGCCAAGAAGCCCGGUGAAGGCCCUUGA
This is a messenger RNA of Colletotrichum paranaense, 348 nucleotides long. RefSeq names its product transcription initiation factor IIA. The record is from RefSeq and is a predicted model, not a curated record. The coding region runs from base 1 to 348 and encodes 115 amino acids. The transcript has 3 exons. Gene Ontology annotation, molecular function: RNA polymerase II general transcription initiation factor activity; TBP-class protein binding. Lineage: Eukaryota; Fungi; Ascomycota; Sordariomycetes; Glomerellales; Glomerellaceae. Gene Ontology annotation, cellular component: transcription factor TFIIA complex. Gene Ontology annotation, biological process: transcription initiation at RNA polymerase II promoter; RNA polymerase II preinitiation complex assembly.